Messenger RNA from Carassius auratus (goldfish), 716 nucleotides. Its product is annotated as sterile alpha motif domain-containing protein 10-like. Gene Ontology annotation, biological process: cell surface receptor protein tyrosine kinase signaling pathway. Gene Ontology annotation, molecular function: protein binding. Gene Ontology annotation, cellular component: cytoplasmic side of plasma membrane. The transcript has 5 exons. The coding region runs from base 1 to 459 and encodes 152 amino acids. The record is from RefSeq and is a predicted model, not a curated record. NCBI's taxonomy places the organism in Eukaryota, Metazoa, Chordata, Actinopteri, Cypriniformes, Cyprinidae.
AUGGUACAGCACGUGAGCACAAAGGCUAAAAGCCCAAGGUUAAACGUUAUUGCUCUUCCUGUGGAACAUGAAGCCGGGUCAGCAGGGGAUAAUCAACCAUUUGCUGGCAUGGUUCUAAACCAGAGGUUAGGUUCAGGUGAAUCUUACUCUGUUUACCACACCAGCCCGACCUUGCCGUGUCUCUCCAGGCCAGUGGUUCUGUGGUCUCAGCAGGAUGUGUGCAGAUGGUUGAAGAAGCACUGUCCACACAACUACUUGACCUAUGUUGAAGCUUUCUCCCACCACGCCAUUACAGGUCGUGCUCUCUUGAGAUUGAAUGGAGAGAAGUUAGAGCGGAUGGGUUUGGUGCAGGAGACUCUGAGACAAGAGCUUCUCCAGCAGGUUCUACAGCUACAAGUACAAGAGGAAGGGCGCAACUUACAGCUGCUUAGCAGAGGGCUAUCCGGAAACCUGUCAUAGCUUCAACCAUGCGUAGGGCAGUUCUACUAGACUGGCUGCACUCUGAAGGGACAUCAGUGUGUUUGGUCAGGCUGAGGCCAGAGACGUUUGACUGGAGCUGUCAUGGACUGGGACACGGGGACAGGUUUCAGUUAUACAGCUCAACCUCCACAUUCUCACUAUGCUUGAAUAAAACUCAUACCAAAGGAGAUCUACACAAGGAGCUUUCAUGUUGUCCUCCCAUGAUUUAUCAACCUCAAAUCUGCUUCGAAAUGCAA